GGGGGGGCGGGGCCGGCGCUGGCGCGGGGAGAGAGCGGCCGGAGCGGCGCCAUGGACAGCCGGCGCUGAGGCGGCGGGGCGGACGGCUUUCCCCCCCGGCGGCUGAGGCAGCGAGCGAGGCCCGGAGGGAAGGAGGCCGAGCGAGCGAGGGAGCGUGAGGCGAGCGGGCCGGCCAUGGAGCGGGGAGCCGGGGCCGCCCUGUGGCUGUGGGCGCUGCUGGCGGCGGGCACCGGGGCGGCGGGCGUCGGGCCGAGAGUUUACACCAAUACCUGGGCCGUGCAGGUGGCGGGCGGGCGGCAGGAGGCGGAGCGGCUCGCCCGGCAGCACGGCUUCAUCAACCUGGGCCAGAUUUUCGAUGAUUACUAUCAUUUUCGGCAUCAAGGGGUAGUGAAACGAUCAUUGAAUCAGCACGUUCACCAUCACAACAAACUGCAGCGGGCACCCCAGGUCAAAUGGCUGGAACAGCAAGUAGUAAAAAGAAGAACAAAGCGGGAUAUUUACACAGAACCAAAUGACCCCAAGUUUUCACUGCAGUGGUACCUGCAUAAUUCAAAUCAUCGGGACCUAAAUGUGCAAGACGCCUGGAAGCAAGGUUAUACAGGGAAGGGUGUGGUAGUCUCCAUCCUGGAUGAUGGAAUUGAGAAGAAUCACCCAGAUUUAGAAGAUAAUUAUGAUCCUGGUGCCAGUUAUGAUGUGAACAAUAAUGACCCUGAUCCCCAGCCUCGUUACACACAGCUCAAUGAUAACCGACAUGGAACACGAUGUGCUGGGGAAGUGGCUGCUGCUGCUAACAAUGAGAUUUGUGGAGUGGGGGUGGCAUAUAAUGCCAGAAUAGGAGGCGUGCGGAUGCUGGAUGGAGAGGUGACUGAUGCUGUGGAAGCCCAGUCUCUCAGCAUGAAUCCUCAGCACAUUGACAUCUAUAGUGCCAGCUGGGGUCCAGAAGAUGACGGAAAGACAGUAGAUGGACCUGCUAAGCUAGCACAGGCAGCCUUUUUUAAAGGCAUUACUCAGGGACGUCAGGGUCUCGGCUCGAUUUUCGUCUGGGCCUCUGGAAAUGGCGGCCGGGAGCGGGACAGCUGUAACUGUGAUGGAUACACAAACAGCAUUUAUACCUUGUCAAUCAGCAGCACAACUCAAAAUGGGAAUGUGCCAUGGUAUAGUGAGGCAUGCUCCUCAACACUUGCUACCACAUACAGCAGUGGAGGGCAAUUUGAAAAGCAGAUUGUUACCACUGACCUCAGACAGAAGUGCACAGAGUCACACACAGGAACCUCUGCCUCUGCUCCUCUUGCUGCUGGAAUCAUUGCCCUUGCACUGGAGGCAAAUAAAAAUCUCACCUGGCGUGACAUGCAGCACCUUGUAGUACGUACAUCCAAACCAGCCCACCUCUCCUCCAACGACUGGAUUACAAAUGGAGUUGGCCGCAAAGUCAGUCACUCCUAUGGGUAUGGACUACUUGAUGCUGGAGCUAUGGUUGCAUUAGCUAAAAACUGGACAAGUGUUGGAGCUCAGCGGAAAUGCGUCAUUGUUAUCACCUCUGAGCCAAAGGAAAUCGGAGACCGAUUGGAGAUACGGAAGAGUGUUGAUGCAUGCCUUCAAACUCCAAACUUUAUUCAGUCCUUAGAACACGUGCAGGCAAGGAUCACACUAUCAUAUAACAAGCGUGGAGACUUGGCUAUAUACCUCACCAGCCCAAAGGGGACAAGGUCAACGCUGUUGGCACCAAGGCAACGUGACUACUCAUCUGAAGGAUUCACAGACUGGGCAUUCAUGACAACACAUUCAUGGGAUGAAGAUCCAUCUGGCGAAUGGGUUCUAGAGCUGGAGAAUAUGUCUGGUCUAAAUAAUUAUGGAACCCUGAGACAAUUUACACUGGUCCUUUACGGUACAGCACCAGUUAACCAUGAUCAGCUGAAAGUCACCAAUAUCACACUUCCUGCCAACUGCAAGACACUGAACUCUCAACAUGUGUGUGUGGAAUGUAAAGACGUAUUUUUUCUGCACCAACAAAGCUGUGUGGAAAAAUGUCCGCCUGGUUUCUACAAAGGAGUCAUUGAUGGUCCCCUAGUAAACAACGACGUAUCUGCGAAGGUCUUGGCCUGCCUGCCUUGUCAUGCUUCUUGCCGCACGUGCAAUGGCUUUACUGCCAAUCAUUGCCUUUCCUGCCUUCCGCAUUCACACCACAAUGAAGUUGAAUUGAGCUGCUCACCCCAGAUGCAAGUCAGCAGAGAGUCACCCCUGGAGGAUGAGGAAGCUGUGGAGCCUUUAACUGGGUCCCACGUACCUGUAUGGUUUGCGUUGACCAUCUGUGCCUUUAUUAUAAUGGUUUUUUUUAUAAUAUUCAUCGUUCUUCAGGUCAGAUCAGGAUUCCAGUUCAGCAAGGUGAAGGUCUACACUCUGCAGAAUGGGAAAGGGAUUAUAUCUUACAAAGGAAUUUCUGAUGCUUGGAAGGACGGGGAUUUAUCCGAAUCGGAUUGCGACGAAUUUGAUGUUGAGGGCCAAAGUGAGAGAAUGGCUUUUAUAAAGAAAAUACAAAGUGUCCUCUAAUCUUUUUUCAAAGCAUCCUCUAACUAAUGAAGGGUUAUGUGUCUAUCACUUUCAUGGACUUCAGGGAAAGGUGUCUUUAGGGGACAAGAAAUCCACACACUCGCUUUUAUCUGGAACAUGGGUAUUUGAAACUGGGCAUGGUCCCUUGUAGCUGAACUGUUAAUACUGGAAACUGGGCAUUUUUCACAGCUCUUAACUGAGGUAGGUUACAGACUUCACCUCCUUGCGGGAUAUGGUCAGAAAGAGUGAAUGGUAAUGAUAGGAAAUCCCAAAAUUGUGUAUCAAAUUGAAAAGUGAUCUGGAUAAAUUCAAGUCAUUAAAUUAUGAGGAAUUUUUCUUACAGUUUAGAAAAUUUUUGGAAAAUAAUUUUAAUCACAUUGAUUGAAAAAUACAGAAGUCUUUCUAAUAUUUGAUAGUGUUUUUGUGCUGUAGCAAUAGUGACAGUUUCAAGCGGUAACAUUUUUGCACUUUAAAAAAAAAUUAAAAAUUCCAUCCCUUAAAACCCUCACUAGACUGUGGCUGAAGUUGGAAGUAUCUUUCUUUCUAACUUCCCUCUGAUCCAUCAGGUGAAACACCACGCAUUAUGGUGUUCAUGCAUUGAAACUCCGGGUCUGUGCUGAAUUCAGGCUGGCCACUGGGGGCUUGGGAAGGAAACAGUCAGAACUGCUCCUGCUGAAAGUGCAUGUGGAUGCGAGUAGAGUUUGAUCUGAUCCAACUCAUCUGAUAGCACUUCCUACAAAGAUUGGCACUGAAGGCACCUGCAGUACUGUUUCCCCGCUGUUAUCAGGGAUGGGGAGUAUUCCUCCACAGCACCUUCAGCUUCCAGUGGAGCUUGGGCAACGGCAAUUUUUGAGAUCAGAGAUCAAAGGGUUGGGCAGAAAAUCAAAAAUUUUCAUCCAUGCACUUGGGUAUGAUUUUGAGAGUAGUGCAAUGUGUGGCCAGAGGGGUUUUGUUAAUCCCCAAGGAGGAACAUAUCACUUUGGACACCCAGAAUGCCACCUCACUAAUAUUCAUUGCACACCUUGCAAGUUUCUGAGGUGUUGAUGCAAAUCUCCUCAAAAGCACUUUGUAUAAAUGUCAAUCCCUAAAUUUUCAAAUAGUACCUAUUAUUUUCUUUGAAGGAUUGGUAAUAAGCAUAUAGUUUAUGGUUUGUCUGGGAAAGAAAUUGCUCGUAUAGUUGGCCAACAGAGCAAAGUUGAGCAGGUUUAAAUUGAAUGUUAAUGUAAUUAAAAUGGUGGGGUCCCCAUUUUCUUAACUUUUUCAGUAAGUUAGAUAUUCAGGAAUUAUACACCUGUUUCUUCGUUGAACCACACUCUUCUAAAUGUGCAACAUUCUGAGGAGAUAUUGUUAAGGCAUCUCUGUCAUCUAAAGGAAAUAUUCCUGACAGAUGACAAAGUGGGUUAGAUGCUUUUUCACUUUUGGUACUCCAUCCAGAUACGUCUCAAAAGAAUGGAGUUGCCCUCUUGUUGUAAGAAUCUUAUUUAAUGCAAGUUUGUCUGCUCUCCACUUAACUUCAAGAGGACAGGUACAGUGCAUAAAGUGCUCUUAAUUUGCUAAAUGUUCAGCAUGAUUUGGAGGUCAUAAACUGUUGUAGAAAAUGGAGAAGAAUGUUGCAAGAAAUGCUUGUUCUGGAGCUGACAUGAAUUAACAGUGUGAAGGCAGUGGAACUCCCUUCAGUACCUAACCUGUACUCUACGUACCAUGUGAGUGUUUGACAGGACAGUGUUAGAGGAAACUUUACCCCAUGUCUCAGUGCUGUAUUUGCCCUCAUGGCAAAGACCGCCCACAAUGUCAGGCUGUCCACUUGGGAACCUUUCUCCUCAGUCUGAACAUGUUCACAAAUUUGUGCCUAUUGAUGGAGAGUCACAAAAUGAAGCCUUUGAGAUGCCCUGUACAGUUUUGUAGUGCUUCUACCUCAUUAAGUUUAAACAACACUUUUCCCCAUUUACCAUUCGUGCCUCCUGGCCUGAGAGAAUUAGCUUAAAGUUGUGGCAAAUAGCUGUGAAAAAUGUUUAUCCUCUGAGCAAAUACAAUGAGCACAAAACAUCACUGGGUUUGGGUGAGGGUAAAUGUCUCUUUCAAAGUGUGGUUAUUAAACUGAAAUGGGAGUUCAGAACUUUGGGGCAAAGAAGUUCCCAAAUCAUCACAUCCUUCUCAGGGUGAUUCACUGAUGACACCAACAGUUCCUUCAGUGAAGCAAGGGCAUUGUCUCAGAAUUUUUUUUAAGUUGCAUUAUUCUUGGUUUUAUAAUGUAUCAGUGAUAAUGAAUGAGGCUGAUAAAUUAUUUAACAUUUGAAAGUUGGAAGAGUUGGUCACAAAAUCUUAUUACUUUGCUGAAUCUGCUGGAGGUGCCUGUGUGAAGUAUAGUUAAUGCUUUGUUUGCAAGUGAAGUCUUCGUCAUUAUUUCUGGCUUGUCACGAGGCUUGUUUAAAAUACUUGCAUUGAUAUGGUGCAGAACAAAAUCAAAUUUAGCCCAAUCCUCCCAAUUAUCCUCCCACUGUUAACCAAGACACUGUUCCCUGUAGCACCGUAUCCUGGUGUUUCAAAGUUUACUGUCUUGAAAGACUAAAGCUACAUUUAACGCACAAGCAGGAAGACUGUAUCCCCUUUGCAUUUCACACACUUAACGGACUUCGCCAUGGUCUGAGGGGAAAUUAUGCCAUUUAUUGUUGAGUUCUAAUGAUACAAAUUAUUACAGGUUUCACCUGAAUUAAUUGGGCAUUUCACUGAUUUCAAAUUCAUCAGUUGUCAGGGUGUUGGAGGGCGAUGGGUGGAAAGAUUUGAAAGCACAAGUUGCCGGGGAUGGAGAGAAUUUAGAUGGACUCCAAAGCUGGAAGUUUCCCUUUAUUUAACUGGGGUGGGGAAAUAUUUUUGCACAUGGGGUAUUAAAUUUUAUUCUGCAGGAUAACUUUGCAAAUUGUGAGUCAUGUCUUCAGUGAAACAUUGUGCUUGUACUUUGUUCUGACCAGCCAAAUGGAGUGACGUGAGAGGGGUUCUGUUGGACCCUGUUUGAUGGUGAACUAUGAGCUGUGCAAUAGAAGCCCUGUCCUCAAUUGACCAAAGCCAGUGCAUUAGUUGGGCUCCUACAUCCAGCCUCAGCACUGUUCCAUCAGGGAAAUUGAAGAGUCUCCCAAAGUUCCUGCUCCUGAUUGGUAUCAGUGACCUGGUUUAAAUGUGUACAUGUGGACAAUGGGGGGGAUGGGUCCAAACCUAACUGUGGGCUCUUUCCCAGUUAAUUCGCUGGCCUUUCACAUGUAGAAGGGCCAUUUGAUGGGUUCUGCAGGACAGUCUAGUUGUAUGGCCAUAACCCAUGAAAAACUAACACAUUCAGAAGCCAUGGGAUUGCAUUGCAGGAUGAAAGUCACUUUACUGGCUUUUGUGCAAACUGUGUUGACUAGCUGGGGUUACAACUACAGCAUUAUACUGAUCAGUCGGGGGGUUUUUGGGUGUGGAAGUGACAGUUCAGGCAUGCAUCGUCUAACAGCCUUGCAAGUAAGUCAUUAGGUUAUCUCUUGACUUUGCACUAUUUUCAUAUGCACAAUUCUCUUUCUAUUGUGAAUAUCAGGCACUAAAACAAUGGUGCGAUACCAUUACUGAAAUUUUGGUUAAGCUGGGUCACUGUGGCUUCUUUGAACUUGGCACCAUGUGACUAUUAUUUUAAUAAAGCAAUAUAAUUACGGGCCGUGGGAUGGGGGCAGGUAUAUGGUUGUCAAUGAAUUCAUGAGAAGUAAUUGUAAAUUGUAAUAUAUAUAUUAAACCAUGAUUUGAUAAUAUGCAACAAAGUGUAAAAGAAUCGCAGUACGUGUGUGUCUGUCAGGGAGUCCUGAAUUGAGUUGAUUGUCCCGGUGCUGUGUUUGGUGAGGAGAUGGAAUGACUUUGCCUAUUCUGCUAUGUUUUGCAGUGCGUUGUGGCAUACUCAGAUGGGGAUAUGGACGGUAAGCGAGCAGAGCUGUACUUUACAUGGUGUUGCACUGCAGCAGUCUUGUACCAGUAAUCCUUGGAACUCAUGUAGGUGUCCUCCUACCUGAGUUCUGACCUGUGCUGCAUCCAGUGGCAUGUCUUGAUGCCAUGUUUAGAGCAAAUCCGUCGGACUCUGCUCCAUUGUGUCCAUCCCCAAAAUACCUUUUCACUGUCAAAUGUUAAACAGCUCCACGUUCUGACAUUUGUCAAUGCACUUUAGUCUACUGCUGAAUCCUGGAUGCUAUACUCAACAAAUCAGCAUUGUUCUGGAGAUCUGUUCCAGUAUUUGGUUAAAACACAGGCCCAAAUCUAUCUUUGUGUUAAGUUGGAGGGAAGAGCUGACAAAAUAUUUCGUACUGUCAACAGUUUAUUGACGCAGCAGCAUAUGCAAAAAUUAAGGAAUAGAUCAAUCUGGUCUCUGACCUUUCUGCGCAACUCCUUUGGUAAUAUUCUGUGCAAAUGCUAUAAAUAAUUGAUCCUAGUUACCCCAAGAGUACCAUAGGCUCCAUAAUUAAUUAGUUGGAAAUGUACAGAUCAUCAUUAGUUUCUCGCAUUCCUGCCGGUUAAUCAAUCACCAUUAAACUUUGCCCUAGCUAAGUAAAAACAAAUUUGCUGAAAUGUUUGCACAUGUAGUUGGAGAUUAAAUACGGUUUAUAAUUCAUAGUGAAUGACAGCUCCUCUCCCCCUUCUCCCCACUCAGUGUAGCUGCAUUGCACUAAUGUAUUUAAUCAUUCCAGAUCUUGUCUAAUGCAUUAACUGCAGUGCCCAAAAGCAGUCACAAAAUCAAAUCCUGUUAAAAGACCGUUCAACGGCUUAAAAGCCAUGAGUCAUAUAAACCAGAAGAUCCUACAUUUGAAUGGAGUAAUUCCAAACAAAAUGGAACCACGGGAUCCCUUGAUGUUACUGAGGUUAGCUGGUGGAAAACUAAGUUGCUGUCUCAAUUACUAUCCAGUGACCACCAUGGUAAAGUGCAUAAGUUGAUUAUUGAAGAGCACAUUAGGCUACACUGUGGUGCCUUCUGUGGACAAAUAACCUAUCAAUACACUGUGUACCUAGGCAGGCACUUGAGGACGGUUGUCAAGGGAAGAGAGGUCAACUCAUGCUCAUGGAAUCACUACUUGGUGUCAAGCCUUAGGGAGAGAUGGGCAGAGAAUUAGGGAAGUGUUGGGUUGCAGGGGAGAGGAGAGAAAAUUCAGCAUCCAAAAUCAUUCACAGAUACUAAAUUGAAAGGGCUACAUAAACUCAGUUACAGUCUUAUCUCACAGUGCGUUGCUGACUGCUUGCUCUGAUGUGAAGUCCCAUUGCUAUAAUGCUGAUAUUCUGGAUGAUUUACUAAGAUAAGUGAACAGACAUAUUUUUGUACAAUAUUAUAUAGUACACAGUAAUUUUCUUGUAAUAUAAAAAUGGCUUAAAACAGAUUACUCAUUAUUUAAUGGAUGUGGAAAUAUUGUCAUAGAUCUACUUAAAGAAAUUAAAGACUUUUUCAAAGCAAAAAA
Messenger RNA from Pristis pectinata (smalltooth sawfish), 8003 nucleotides. Its product is annotated as furin-like. The transcript has 15 exons. Gene Ontology annotation, molecular function: serine-type endopeptidase activity. Bases 175 to 2547 code for a protein of 790 amino acids. Gene Ontology annotation, cellular component: trans-Golgi network; Golgi membrane. Gene Ontology annotation, biological process: peptide hormone processing. The record is from RefSeq and is a predicted model, not a curated record. Lineage: Eukaryota; Metazoa; Chordata; Chondrichthyes; Rhinopristiformes; Pristidae.